AUGCAUAUGGUGGAGAUUUUCCUAUAAUUGCAUUAGAAAUAGGAAAGCCAACCCACAUCACUAUUCUCAGAAUACAGUUGUUUCCAAAUUGGAAUUCCCAUGGACCUUUGUGUGGCUUCUGGCGCAGGUGAGGUUGAAGAUGCAUCGUGCGUGUUCAAACAAGAGAUGAAUCUAACGGUGCUUAAAACCUCUCUGUUCUUCGCGGGCGAUGGUUUCACCGUAUACGAUUGCAAGGGUCAACUCGUCUUCAGAGUUGACUCUUACGGACCCGACACUCGCGACAGAGAUGAACUCGUUCUCAUGGACCCUAACGGACGUUGUCUCCUCACCGUUCGUCGAAAGAGGCCGAGUUUGCAUCAACGGUGGGAGGGGUUCAAGGGGGAGAGAAUGGACGGUGAUAAGCCCAUCUUCAGCGUGAAAAGAGCGUCGAUCAUAGGACGUUCGCGUGGGAGUUUGACGGUGGAGAUGUACGAGAACCCGGGUGAGGAGUACCAGAUCGAAGGGUGCUUCUCGCAGCGAUGCUGCACGGUUUUCAAUGCGAUGAAGGAGUCGGUGGCUGAGAUUCGUCGAAAAGUGGACCCCACCACCAGCGUUGUGCUUGGUAGGGAAGUGUUCUCGCUUUCUGUUAAGCCUGGUCUUGAUGCUGCCUUUGCCAUGGGGUUUGUGCUCGUGCUUGAUCAGAUCAACGGUGAGGAUUACGUUGAUAGUAAUGCCACCACGGAACCUGCCGUGCACCCUAGCACAGAAGAUUAAAACUUGAAAGGGAAUAGAGUGCAUUUACAGAUUUCAUCACACUGGCAUUGAGCAUUGAAGUAUGGUGAUGAGUGCUUUAUUUAAUUUAACUCACUAAUCUUUGAGCUUUGGAUUGUCCCUCACCAAGGGAACCUCUAGCCCUUCUUUUCUGCCUCAUGCUUGUCCUUGAAAGAAUAAGUUUUCAAUUUCCUAUGCCAUUCUGUAAAUUUUAUAUUCUGCUUUAAAAUAUAAGUUGAGCUUAUUUAUUUAUU
Molecule: messenger RNA, 1004 nt
Organism: Cajanus cajan (pigeon pea)
Lineage: Eukaryota; Viridiplantae; Streptophyta; Magnoliopsida; Fabales; Fabaceae
Product: LURP-one-like protein (DUF567)
Source: RefSeq, a predicted model, not a curated record